AUGGAGGAGGCGCAGCGGCUGCUCACGGUGUCGGUGUGGAAGCUCUACCGGUGCCGGGUGCGGCGGGGGGGCCUCCGCCUGCACCGGAGCCUCCAGCUCUCGCUGCUCGUCCGCGCCGCCCGCCACCGGUACCUGAGCGCCCGCGCCGCCGCCGCCGCCACCGGGACCCCUCCGGGGCCCGCACCGCCCGGGGACACGGCGGGCGGAGAGACCCCCCCGGAACGGGGGGACCCCCCGAACCGACCGAGCGGGGACCCCCGCACCGCCUGCGACCACCCGAGGGACCCGAGCGGGGACCCCCGAACCGCCCCGGACCGAGGAGACCCCCAGAUGGACCCGAGCGGGGACCCCCGCACCGCCUGCGAUUCCCCUAUGGACACUAAGAGGGACCCCCGCACCGCCCCGGACCGAGGGGACCCCCCGAUGGACCCGAGCGGGGACCCCCGCAGAGCCUGGAACCCCACCCGACCCACCGGGGACCCUCACACCGGCCAGAAACGGGGAGACCCCCCGAGGGACCCAACCGAGGACCCCCGCAGCGCUUCGGACGGGGCAGACCCCCCGAUGGACACGAGCGGGGACCCCCCGAACCGACCGACCGGGGAGCUCCCCCCGAGCGGCCCAAGCGGUGACCCACCGGCCCCCACGGACCCCCCAGAGCCCGGACCCCGCCGACCGGGACCCCCCUCGGGAUUCCCCGAGCCGGGCCCGUGACCCGCCCCCUCGG
Molecule: messenger RNA, 727 nt
Organism: Corapipo altera (White-ruffed manakin)
Lineage: Eukaryota; Metazoa; Chordata; Aves; Passeriformes; Pipridae
Product: proline-rich protein 2-like
Exons: 1
Coding region: 1-714 (237 amino acids)
Source: RefSeq, a predicted model, not a curated record